Cherax quadricarinatus is the source of this 4005-nucleotide messenger RNA. The record is from RefSeq and is a predicted model, not a curated record. Lineage: Eukaryota; Metazoa; Arthropoda; Malacostraca; Decapoda; Parastacidae.
UUUUUUUCAUUUACAGUGGACCUUCGGGUAAUAGUGGCAUCAGCUAAUGCCAAAAUCAGAUAGCGGCACGUUUUUUCAUCAAAAUAUUGGCUCAGCUGAUGCCCAAGAACUCAGUUAAGGACAUUCAUCACGAACAUGUCUGCGCAGCCUGAACCCACGUACAGAAGUAUUUUGUGGAAGACUACCAGGUUGUGUCUUGCCAGACACUAUAUCUUCAGUACUUCAAGAAGCACCAGUGUAAGUGUCUUGAACAACAACUGAUAUUACAGAAGUAUUUUGUGGAAGACUACCAGGUUGUAUCUUGCCAGACACUAUAUCUUCAGUACUUCAAAAAAGGCAACAGCUGUUCUUGUAAAUUUUUAACUAGCUAUUACUAAUUAAAUAAUUAUGCUUUUGCAUGGCAGUUAAUUCUUUGAGGGUCUGUUUUCUAGUUCUAUGACUUUUAAGCCAGGGCCUAAGUUGUAGUACUACAUCAUGAGCUCAGCUUACUCAGAUAAGCUGUGAGCAGUAAAUUUGGGCCUAUAUAUGAGAGAAUGCAUCUAUGUGGUAAGUGUGAACCAUAUAAAACAAAUCUUGCUGCACACAGUGCAUAAUGAGAAGAAAAAAAACUGCAACUAUGUUUUUGGAUUAAAACAUCAAAUUUUCAAUGUAUUUUCAUAUGUUUUUUUAGUAGCAUUCACUGUUUCUUGGUGUCAUUUGAAAGAAUAGAAGAUGUAUUACAGAAAUUAUUUUGAUGGAUUUUAGUACUGAAAAUAGCUUGAAAUUGAGUUCAGAAUAGUAGAAAUGUUCUAUUUUUGCCUAUGUUAGUGGGUAAACAAAUCACAUCACGUGUCCAAUACACGUCAGCUGGCGGGUCUGAUGUGUGUUGCUGAACACACUGAUAUUAUUUACACAAUUAUUACAAUAAUGCAUAAAAAUCUUCUAUUUUUUGGUGUGAUUAAAAAAUCAAAAUGAAAUUCAUCUGUAAAGCCUUGAAAUGUAACUAAUAAAUAGACAAAAUGUUAGUUUAGUGCCAGGAAUGCCUGCUUUGAUUAUUUUGGACUCUAUUUUGAAAUUGGAAUAUUUUGAACUUUGUGUGAAAUUGGCCAAAUUACCAAUUUCCAAUCACUUUAUUGGGAAGUUGAAAUAGUUGAUCUGGGUAAUUUUAUGUGCUCAGUAGAUAAAAUGGAACACAUACUAGAAAACAGCUAAGAAUUUGGUCUAGUGGAAUAAUUUAAUUGGCCAAAAACAGGAUUCAAAGUGGACAAAAUUGCCAAUGUAUAAAUAUCUCUGACACAGCAAAAUUCACUUUUUAUUUUAUUACCUUCAGAAAAAGAUUCUCUACAAUUUCAUGAGAAAAAAUAAUAUUUUUUAGAUCUUGUGGGGAAUUUUCAGAUUUGGGGUCUGAACCCUCAAAGGGUUAAUAAAAGAAUACAAGUUAGUAAUUUCGUAAUUAAAAAUUUUCAGAAAAAUCUGUUUAAACACAAGAGCAAACAACAAUAAUAAUAAUGUUGAGUGUAUCUGCAAAUUUCUUUUAACACAAAACAAAAAUUAUGAUAGUGUUUUAACACAAUGUAAACUUUAUUAGUGUUUUGCCUAAAUAAAUCUUAACAUUGGAAUAUGUUCAUAAGGAAGACCAGGUGUUUAGUGUCCAAAAUAGUUAAAAAAAAAAAUCUUGAAAUAGACAUGUGAGUAUAUAAGGAAGAUUAACUAUACCACUGUUGUGUGACUAAAAUUUUUUAGAUGAAAUACCUUCAUUUAAAAAAUAUGGAAAAACGUAAAGAACAUAAACCAUAUCAAUGUUCAGAGUGUCUGAAAUAUUUUAGUGCAAAAUGCAGUCUUGUGAAACAUAUGAGAGUACAUACGGGAAAUAAACCAUAUCAGUGUUCAGAGUGUCUGAAAUGUUUUAAUCAAAAAGACAAUCUUGUGACACAUACGAGAGUACAUACAGGAGAUAAACCAUAUCAAUGUUCUGAGUGUCUGAAAUGUUUUAGUCACAAAAGCAGUCUUGUGUCACAUAUGAGAGUACAUACAGGAGAUAAACCAUAUCAAUGUUUUGAGUGUCUGAAAUGUUAUAGUGGAAAAAUAAAUCUUGUGACACAUAUGAGAUUACAUACAGGAGAUAAACCAUAUCAAUGUUCUGAGUGUCUGAAAUGUUUUAAUCAAAAAGGCAAUCUUGUGACACAUACGAGAGUACAUACAGGAGAUAAACCAUAUCAAUGUUCUGAGUGUCUGAAAUGUUUUAGUCACAAAAGCAGUCUUGUGUCACAUAUGAGAGUACAUACAGGAGAUAAACCAUAUCAAUGUUCUGAGUGUCUGAAAUGUUUUAGUAUAAAAAGCAGUCUUGUGAAACAUAUAAGAGUACAUACAGGAGAUAAACCAUAUCAAUGUUCUGAGUGUCUGAAAUGUUUUGGUGAAAAAAGCAGUCUUACAAAGCAUACAAGAGUACAUACAGGAGAUAAGCCAUAUCAAUGUUCUGAGUGUCUGAAAUGUUUUAGUAAAAAAAGCAGUCUUGUGCCACAUAUGAGAGUACAUACAGGAGAUAAACCAUAUCAAUGUUCUGAGUGUCUGAAAUGUUUUAGUCAAAAGAGCAGUCUUGCGAAGCAUACGAGAGUACAUACAGGAGAUAAGCCAUAUCAAUGUUCUGAGUGUCUGAAAUGUUUUAGUAAAAAAUGCAGUCUUGUGACACACACACGAGUACAUUCAGGAGAUAAAACAUGUUAGUGUUUAAUGUUUCAGAAAUAUUUUAGUUAUAAAUUCAUCAGAAUAUAUAAAAGGGAUAUACCAUAACAGUGUUCAGAAUGAAAUAUGUUAAUGAAAUGUCAGUCAUAUAAAUCUUAUAAGUUCAUAGAGGAGAUAAGUUGUAUUAAUGUUCAGAAUCUCUUAUAUAUUUUAUAAAAAGAGCAGUCUUGUGUAUUCAUGAAAGCUAAUAUAGAGUAUCAAUCAAUCAAUCAAGUUUAUUCUCUAUAAGGAUUACAGUGCGGGGUUUACAGAUUUUGAAUAUUGUGCAGGUUACAUGUUUUAAAAUAAUUACAGAGACGCCACUAGGACACCUAGCAUGGCUAGGCAUUUCGGGCAGACUUAGAUUAAUUCUUAACUUUAAAUUAUUACAGAUUAUGGUAUUAAGGCUAAGUGACUACAUUAUAGUUUGUGAGUUUAGCAGUGUGAAUGCUUUUGUUUUGGCACAAUACAUAGUGUCUAUAUUGGAGUAUCAUAGGCAAACUUAUGACUAGUUAGGAUUCAUUAUUUUAAGAUUAAGAUUCGUAUUUCUGUGUUAAUAGUCAAUGGGUGAGUGAGUGUAAGUGUGAACCACCAGGUGGUUUUCAUGUAGUUAGUUGACGGGGUGUAUCAGGGAGAUAAGAUGUUUUCUAACUGUAGUUUUGAAAGUGAUGAAUGUGUUUGCAGUUCUAGAGUUUUCAGGUAGGGUGUUCCAGAUUUUAAGCCUUUUGACACACAUUGAAUUUUUGUAAAGGUUUAGUCGGACACGGGAAAUGUCAUAGAGAUGUUUGUGUCUGGUGUUAGGCCUGUGGAUCCUGUCACGACUAUCAAGAAAGCGUUUUAGGUCAAGGUUAAUGUUGGAAUUUAAGGGAGGGGCGAGCAUAAUCACCAAUUUUUUUUUUUUUGAUGAUAUUUCAAUGGGAUUUUGACAGUGGAUUAAUCAGCUUAAAAAAAUGUAUAGGCUUUGUUUGUUUUGACUGUUAGCCUUGAAGUUAGAUAGAAAAAAAAUAUUUUUGCACAAUUUUAUGGGUCCUAGGGCUUUCCAAUUUUUACUAAAUUGGGAAGAUGUACAAUGCUCUAGUUGACAUCAGAUGAAAGAUGAAGGCUGGGUUAAUAAUGACCCAGAGCAUUUUAGAGAUAUUGUCAGUAGAUUCCAUAAAAAAAUGUUGAAAUUAGUUUUUUUUCUUUUGAUGUUUUUUUAGAGGAGGAAAAAAUCAUUAACAAAAAGCUGUUCACAAUAUGGCAAAUCUUCUCUGGGUGUUUGUAGAACCAUCAUUCCUCAAUAAUGUCUGUAAAAAUUAUAACAAU